UUUAUUCUCUCUUAGAGCCGCUUCUCUUUAAGUUUCCAUUUGCCUAAGGUAAGCCCUAAGCUCGAGCAGCAACCAUGAAGUACAAUCCCAGGGUGUCCUCAUCCCGCCGCAAGAACCGGAAGGCGCACUUUAGCGCACCCUCAAGCGUGCGCCGUGUCCUUAUGAGCGCGCCGCUCUCGACUGACCUCCGCCAGAAGUACAACGUUCGUUCAAUGCCCGUACGUAAGGACGACGAGGUCCAGGUUGUCCGUGGUACCUACAAGGGUCGCGAGGGCAAAGUCGUACAAGUCUACAGGCGCAAAUGGGUGAUCCACAUCGAGCGCAUCACUCGCGAGAAAGUUAACGGGUCAACAGUGAACGUUGGAAUCAACCCUUCAAAGGUUGUUAUCACGAAACUCAGACUGGACAAGGACCGCAAGUCAUUGCUCGACCGCAAGGCCAAGGGUCGUGCUGCGGCUGACAAGGAGAAGGGAACCAAGUUCACCCCUGAAGAUAUUAUGCAGAGCGUUGACUGAUUAUGAUGUCUUUCGAGGAAGAGUUUGUCUUUUUUUGUUUACUAAAGCAUAGAUUUAUCUUUAUUUAGGAUGUUUUGUUUUUGGAACUGUUAUUAAGAUAUUUUAUGAUUAUGUCAUGUUUUGCGGUGGAUCUUGGGGCUUAUCUUAGAGAUUUAAGAGACCUCAUUGGGGAUUUUUGUCGUUGCUUUAAUUGUUCAAUGCUAUAUUUUGAAUUUCUUGCUAUAAUUUC
This is a messenger RNA of Pistacia vera, 744 nucleotides long. Its product is annotated as 60S ribosomal protein L26-1. The coding region runs from base 75 to 515 and encodes 146 amino acids. The transcript has a single exon. The record is from RefSeq and is a predicted model, not a curated record. NCBI's taxonomy places the organism in Eukaryota, Viridiplantae, Streptophyta, Magnoliopsida, Sapindales, Anacardiaceae. Gene Ontology annotation, biological process: ribosomal large subunit biogenesis; cytoplasmic translation. Gene Ontology annotation, molecular function: RNA binding; structural constituent of ribosome. Gene Ontology annotation, cellular component: cytosolic large ribosomal subunit; ribosome.